Messenger RNA from Tupaia belangeri chinensis (Chinese tree shrew), 969 nucleotides. RefSeq lists its product as uncharacterized. The transcript has 2 exons. The coding region runs from base 40 to 702 and encodes 220 amino acids. The record is from RefSeq and is a predicted model, not a curated record. NCBI's taxonomy places the organism in Eukaryota, Metazoa, Chordata, Mammalia, Scandentia, Tupaiidae.
GCUGCGUAUCUGUGAGCAGAACCUCACUGUACAGCGGGAAUGCAGAUGCGCCGGAUGCCAAGACUGGCUCCGCCGCUGAGCGAGCACCUGCAUGAGUGCGAGCACGUCUGUGCUUGUGUCAAGAGGGCAACUCCCACGAAAGCGGCCUGGUCGCUGCCAACAUCAGGAAAUGCACGUGGGUUUAGCGAUGAAACACGACACUGGGGCAGAAAACUAGACCAGCGCGGUGUCAGAGUCUGGAUCCGAGGUUGCCCAAGAGGCGUCACCCAGGCGUCUUCCCCACCUUUACCGCCUCCCACCCUACGACGUCCCUCUAUAUCCCACGAGCCCUCUCAUACACGAUGCUCCGCGCUCGUAGGUCCUCCAUCGCCCCAGCCCAUGACGCCAUCCCACGCGCGUCGUUCCCAGACUCAUGACGUCACCACGCGCGUCGCCCUCUACACUUCGCGGACGCCGUCCCACGCACGUCGCUCCCUACCCCCUAUCUUCCCACGUCUCAACACGACGCCCUCUUCACGUGGUUCCUUCCAUUCCCCCGUGUCCUCCCACGGACGUCGUCCCCCACCUGCACUCCCACCCCACACUACGGCCGGCGCUGCCGGGAAAACGCCGAGACCGCGGACGCGGACGUGGGUGGAGCUGAGAGCAAAACUAUCCAUUUCCAGAAAGAAAAAUUUAGAUGUCGGUUGUUGCGUAGGGUGAAAUGCAAGAAAUGAAGAAAGCAAAAUCGUUUGUAUGGCGAUUCCAUGAAGGGCUCUUCAGGUCGUUGGAUCUAAAGCUGGAAGACAGAGCCCUUCGGGCUUUGCUUGGACACUUGUCCCCUGCUCCAUUUUCAUUCCUCACACCGUUUUAUUUUAUAUGAAUUUGAGACGGAGAAAAAAGAAACCAGUGUGGGUAAAAAUAGUUGACACAGUUAACACAAAACCACUGAGUGUGAUGGUCUAUUUAAAAUAAAGGAGACAUUUGUCU